Molecule: messenger RNA, 162 nt
Organism: Aspergillus puulaauensis
Lineage: Eukaryota; Fungi; Ascomycota; Eurotiomycetes; Eurotiales; Aspergillaceae
Exons: 2
Coding region: 1-162 (53 amino acids)
Source: RefSeq, a predicted model, not a curated record
AUGCAGGUUCGUCCCCAGUCGGCGAAGGAACACAUCCAGAGAACGGAAGAUGAACAAGACCAAGAAGCGAAAGCAUGCUCGUACGGGUCAGGUAAAGUACUGAUCACGUCCAUCCCAGAAGAGCCAGAGUUCGCUUACACUGAAGACAAGGAUCACAUGUAA